Molecule: messenger RNA, 1207 nt
Organism: Dendronephthya gigantea
Lineage: Eukaryota; Metazoa; Cnidaria; Anthozoa; Malacalcyonacea; Nephtheidae
Product: 5-hydroxytryptamine receptor 7-like
Exons: 1
Coding region: 1-996 (331 amino acids)
Biological process (GO): G protein-coupled receptor signaling pathway
Cellular component (GO): membrane
Molecular function (GO): G protein-coupled receptor activity
Source: RefSeq, a predicted model, not a curated record
AUGUCACUUCAAUCAUUGCAAGCAGAAUUCGACAAUCGUUGUUGGGACACAGGACCACCAAAAGAACUAUCAUUUCUUACUUUAUCGUUUUCAUUUUUUUUCACACUACUCAACAUCCCGGGAAAUACUCUAGUGAUCAUUGUUGUCGCAAAGGAUCCCCAUAGGAAUCUUCGUACCCCCUUUAACUACUUAAUGUGUAACCUGGCCUUGGCGGAUCUCAUUGUGGGUUUAAUAUGUGACCCGAUUUCAGUUUAUAUUCACUGGAAAGAAGUUACGGAUUCAGAGGUAACCGAACAGGACUAUCAGGUAAAUCAUCUGUCCUAUUUCAUCUCCUGUACAGCGUCGGUCCUCAGUCUUGCUGCAGUAGCUAUAGAACGAUACCUCGCUAUCAGAGACCCGCAUAACUACAGGAGCAAAUGUACCGGAAAAAGAAUCCUACUCACAAUCGCCGGUAUUUGGCUUUUCUCCCUUAGCCUACCGUGGAUUUACUUAAAUGUCGGGUUUAUUGCAUACGCUUUUAUAUUUGCCAACUCUGCAGUUGCAGUUGCAGUCUUCAUAAGUUGCUUCACUUACGGCCUUUUUCUGAGGGCUUUUAAAAAGCGCUCAAGAAAUAGCGAGGAACAUCCGGCGGAAGACGAUAAUCAUCGACAACCCAACGAUCAAAAUGAAGACACGCUAUCAAGAAGAAACGCAAACACACGUAGAGAAAAGGCAGAGCAACUGGAACAGAGAAUAACAAAAAUGUUUUUAGUUGUACUCUUGGCUUUAUUAUGCUGCUACGUCCCUUCAACUGUGCUCAUUUAUGCAUUGGGAUUUUGCAAAUCAUGCAGCUGCGAAACUCUCCAUUGGUUCAAAGAUUUACAGCAUCUGUUUGUGCUAGCUAACUCAAGCGUCAACUUCUUCUGCUACGCAUUUAGAUCACCGAGAUUUCUCAGCGCAUUUAAAACUAUGCUUAAAUGCAGGAGAGGAAAUGUCUCACAGGAAGGAGUUGCAUGAUGGGAAGAUAACAUUGACAACAGUUGGAUCGUUUUCAGAAUUCGAACAAAUUCCGUCACGCCCAAAAUUGAAAAUCCGUUUCAAAUAAAAACACUUACAAUAAUCAAAACAAUGUCGUGAACACGUCAAAGUGGCUGAUGUAGUAUAAAAUUUAAAAUAUAUUUCUAAAAUAGCUUGUUUCUAUCGGAUGGCAAACAGCCUUAAGCCGCGG